UUCUGGAAGCAGCUUCACUGACUCAUGGAUCCUGGAGUGGAUGGGAACCACACUUCAGUGACCAGGUUCAUAUUAUUGGGCUUAACACAUGAUCCAGUCCUUCGGGUCGUCCUCUUCGUGAUCAUCCUGUGCAUCUACCUGGUGACCGUAUUUGGCAAUCUCAGCACAAUCAUCCUGAUUAGAAUCUCCUCUCAGCUCCAUCGUCCCAUGUACUUUUUUCUGAGUCACUUGGCUUUUGCUGACAUAGGCUACUCAUCUUCUGUCACACCCAAUAUGCUUGUAAACUUCUUUGUGGAAAGAAAUACAAUCUCCUACCUUGGUUGUGGCCUUCAACUUGGUGUAGCCGCUUUCUUUGGGGGAACUGAGUGCCUCCUUCUGGCUGCCAUGGCAUAUGAUCGCUUCGUGGCCAUCUGCAACCCACUGCUUUAUUCAGCCAAGAUGUCCACGCAAGUCUGUGCACAGUUACUCUUAGUUGCCUAUAUGGGUGGUUUGGUCGAAUCUUGUUCCUUUAUUAUUUGUGUGUUUUCUUUAGUAUUCUGUGGACCCAAUGUAGUCAAUCAUUUUUUCUGUGAUUUUGCACCUUUACUUGAACUCUCUUGUUCUGAUAUUAGUAUCCUUGCAGUCUUGCCUACGCUUUCUGCUAGCUCCAACAUUGUUGUCUCAGUGAUUGUCAUUGCUGUCUCCUACAUAUACAUCCUCAUUACCAUCAUGAGGAUGCACUCAACCGAGGGGCGUCGCAAGGCCUUCUCCACCUGUACCUCCCACCUCACUGCAGUCACUCUGUUCUAUGGGACUGUUAUAUUCAUUUAUGUGAUGCCCAAGUCCAGCUUCUCAACUGACCAGAACAAGGUAGUGUCUGUGUUCUACAUGGUGGUCAUCCCCAUGUUGAACCCCCUCAUCUACAGUCUCAGGAAUACUGAGAUUAAAGGUGCUUUGAAGAGACAACUUGGAAGAAAAAUAUUUUCUUAG
Messenger RNA from Tupaia belangeri chinensis (Chinese tree shrew), 969 nucleotides. Its product is annotated as olfactory receptor 478. The record is from RefSeq and is a predicted model, not a curated record. Lineage: Eukaryota; Metazoa; Chordata; Mammalia; Scandentia; Tupaiidae. Gene Ontology annotation, biological process: G protein-coupled receptor signaling pathway. The transcript has a single exon. Bases 25 to 969 code for a protein of 314 amino acids. Gene Ontology annotation, cellular component: membrane. Gene Ontology annotation, molecular function: G protein-coupled receptor activity; olfactory receptor activity.